Molecule: messenger RNA, 2933 nt
Organism: Prunus avium (sweet cherry)
Lineage: Eukaryota; Viridiplantae; Streptophyta; Magnoliopsida; Rosales; Rosaceae
Source: RefSeq, a predicted model, not a curated record
ACAAGUGUAAUCUCCUCUCCUCUCCUUCUUCCUGUGGAAGCCCAAGCGCCCCCCCUUCUUCACUCUCUCUCUUCUUCCUUUCUACACCUUUUUCAAACUUUUCAAACUCUCUUUUUCACGGGCAAUGCCUGUAAAAAGUUAGGGUUUUUACUCUCUCUCUCUCUCCCCCAAAUCCUCUUCCUCCGAAUCCCCUAGAGCUUCCUCCUUUAAGGCUUUAACUCUCUCCUCUCCGCUGUCGGUGCUUCAACUGUCUCUCUCUCUCUCUCUCUCUCUCUAGGGUUUCCACCAUAGCCGGGAUUGCAGGUCAUCUUCAUCUGCUCCGUUUAAUUUGUUUUGGAGGAGACUGACAUAUCCAGGCUACCAUUAUUGGUCUGGGAGUUGGGACUACUUGUGGGUUUCGUUUCAUAGACACUGAGACAUUCGCGUCAGAAAAGCUAGAGAGACAUUAUUUCAAAAAAGCGGAAUAUGUGCGAAUUUUGUAUCUGUUCUUUUUAGCUUUUGUGGGUGUUUUUGCUGCUUUUUGGAAGCUUGCAUGUGAAGCAAUACGAGAGUUGAAUGAAAGCAGAACGUGAUCCAAUUUACUAGUUGGUUUGCGGGAGGUUGGGUCUUCUAGAUCCUGCUCUAAAUCCGUGAAUUUGAGCUGCAUCUAUUUUCUCCUUUUCAGCUUGGUAUUUUAUCAGAUAAAGCUUUGUACUUGCUCUUUGUUCUUAUGUUCUAUGGACUUCUUUGAUGAUUUAGCAUCACAGAGUUUGAGUUGUUGCCAAUUUCGGAUUCAAAUUGAUGGUUAUAGGUAGCAGGGUUUAUUUUGAACAGUAAUCACUGCUUCUCUGCUAAUCUCAUACGCCCAUAGUUGUAUUUAUGGAGGACAUAGGACUUUUUAAACAAGGUUGGAAAUGGCUGCUAUCACACAAGCAUGUUUACUCGCGAUCUCGAACAGCGAUCAGUGGAUUUAGAGAUGAAAUGGGGAUGUUCAUAGAGCGGCAUUGGCCGAUGGUGUGCAGUGGGUGCACCAAGACGGGGAGGCUGUUGCUCUUGUUGUUGAUUUAUUGGCGGGACUGUGUUGUAAGAGGUUUUCGAUCCUUUCUCGGGUUGGGUUCUGCGGCUUUGCUCCUUAUAAUGUGGAGUUGCUUUCUCAGUUUGACUUCCAUUUCUUGCUUGAUUUAUGUACUUCUUAGUAUGGGAGCUGCUGGAGCUGCUGUUCAGUACUUGGGUUACACUCCAGGACUUUUUAUAGUAGGGCUCUUCGCUAUUCUGAUUUUAUGGAUGUAUGCUAACUUUUGGAUAACAGGAACAUUAUUUAUAGUUGGAGGUUAUUUGUUCUCCUUAAAUCAUGCACGGUUGGUGGUCUUGAUGGCAACUAUAUAUGCUAUUUAUUGUGUCAAAGUUCAAGUUGGAUGGCAUGGCGUUAUUCUCUCAAUAAACCUUGCAUUCUUCUCUAAUGAUGCAUUAAAUUAUAUGCUUCAAUGGUGUGAUAAUGUGAGUGAAAGCACACACUUUGAAGAGCAGAAGCAAUCAGAAGAAGUUAUUGAAGAUGACUUUUCUGGGGAGUGUGAAUACUCUAUUCCUACUGAGGAAUCUGAAAAGGUGCACUCAUGUAAAUCAUCAAGCAAGCCAGUUACUUCAACUGUUAUUGAUGAUCCGAAAGAAUCUUCCCCUAGUACAGUGGCCAAAGAGGAAAUAAAUUCAGCUGUUGAGAUGAAAAAAAUAUUAGACAGUAUUGAUCAUUAUGAAGCACUGGGAUUUCCUCGACACAAAAAAAUUGAUGCUGCAAUUUUGAAAAAGGAAUACCGGAAGAAGGCCAUGCUUGUGCAUCCAGAUAAAAACAUGGGAAGUGCACUAGCCAGUGAAUCGUUUAAGAAACUUCAAUGUGCAUUUGAGGUUCUAUCUGAUUCCACAAAGAAGCGAGACUAUGAUGAGCAGUUGCGGAAGGAAGAAUCCAAGACUAAGAGUGUGUGCCAGAAGUCCCAUGGUACUUCACAUCAGGAUGGUCCAGAUUAUUGUUCCGAAGAGUCGAGACGUAUACAGUGCACUAAGUGUGGAAAUUCACAUAUAUGGGUAUGCACCAACAGAAGUAAGGCCAAGGCUAGAUGGUGCCAGGAUUGCUGUCAAUAUCACCAAGCAAAGGAUGGAGAUGGAUGGGUUGAGUAUAAAGGAUCUCUAGUCUUUAAUAGGCAUCAUAAGGUGGAAAUACCACGAGCCUUUGUUUGUGCUGAGAGCAAAAUCUUUGAUGUGUCAGAAUGGGCUAUUUGUCAGGGAAUGGCAUGCAGGCCCAACACCCAUAGGCCUAGCUUCCAUGUAAACAUGGUUGGUUCAGAGAAAACUCAGAGAUCGAACUCAAGUAGGUUCCCGUGGGAUUUGGAUGCUGAAAUGAUGGAUGAAGAUGAAGAAGAAUUUGAGGUGUGGCUUCAGCAAGCUCUGGCGUCUGGCCUCUUUUGUGAGUCCUCUAAACGCCGAAAGAGCUGGAGCCCAUUCAAGUUGCCCCAAAGGGUGAAGAGGCAAUCGCGAAGAACAUCGUGCUGAAUAGCUCAAGAAGGCUAUGCCAGAAGAUCUGCUGCCCAUCCCAAGAAAAAGCAAAUGUUUUUUUUUCUGGAAGGAAGGUAGUUGGAUUGUCAAGAUACUGAUUGAUAGGUUGCUUGUAUCACCAAACAAAGGUUGGUGCUUAACAAAGAUGACAAGGAAAUGGUUUGAUCUCUUGAAAAUUGAGAUCAGAGAUCAACACACACUUUGUAUCACCACCAAAGGGGUAGGGCCCAGGUUCCCAGAUUUUUGUUGCUCUUGUUGCACAUUUAACCCCAUAUGUUCAGUCGUACGACGUAAGUUAUCUCAAUGUCCUACCUGAAUGAUUCAGUACAAGGUGAAAAUCCACCACGAACUGUUCCUCUUUUUUUGUACAUAUUUAUCUCGUCAAUAAAAUUUGCCCUUUGUCCUUCCGA